Messenger RNA from Oncorhynchus masou masou (cherry salmon), 1287 nucleotides. Its product is annotated as E3 ubiquitin-protein ligase ZNRF1-like. Bases 206 to 979 code for a protein of 257 amino acids. Gene Ontology annotation, biological process: proteasome-mediated ubiquitin-dependent protein catabolic process; protein K48-linked ubiquitination. The record is from RefSeq and is a predicted model, not a curated record. Lineage: Eukaryota; Metazoa; Chordata; Actinopteri; Salmoniformes; Salmonidae. Gene Ontology annotation, cellular component: cytoplasm; membrane; intracellular membrane-bounded organelle. The transcript has 5 exons. Gene Ontology annotation, molecular function: ubiquitin protein ligase activity.
CAAAAGCAGUCAGACGUGAGGGAUGUCAAAGAAAAUUAAAUGUGGAGAGAAGAGACGAUUCAGAAACAGGAAAGGAACCGUUUGACAAUACUCUAUUUAUAGAACGAAGAUAAUUUAAGAGAUCGUGGUAAGAAUUUAAAUAGACAUUUCGAAAAUAUCACAUUUUUAGCUAAAUCUCCUGUUUUGUGGGUAAAAAAAGAAAGAGAUGGGGACAAGAGCUAGUCGUUUACAAGAGGACCCAGUGUCUUCGGCUUUCGUCAAAGAUGGCAUAAAGCGGGAUUCCUAUCGACGACCCCGCUGCAAUAGGCCCGCCAGUCUUAAAAUAGACUUUUCGGGGAGUUUUGACGAUUCGGAGACCAACCGUAGCCGAUCGGAGGAGGGCAGCGAUUCGGACAUAGGGCAACAGGCGAGUGCCGUUGGAAGCCCCGCCGACCACAACAGCCACCCAUCCAUCAGCCAGUCAUCACCAGCGGAAGACAACAGCGACUGCAAGCGCGAGGAAGACGGUAAUAGCAGUCCCGAGGGUGCUGUCAACGGGGAACAUCUGCCUGGAGAGGAGACAGACCGCGUGUCUCACCGCACAUUCUCUGAACGUUUACCCGGCAAUCGACACUCUAACUGGCGCAACGUCAGCGCAAGAUCCGCACGAAUGAGAGGCAUCAAUCAACGCCCGGCGUCGGAGGCUUGGAUUGGCCUCUACCGUGUCAACAACCGACAUGAUAUCCGCUGUCCGUUCUGCUCCAAGUCUUUCUCGGGGGGCAAGAUUGAGAAUCACCUGUUGAGCUGCCUCACAUCGCCAUCUCUCCCUUACAACACGGACGUGCUCAGUAAGGACAGCGGUGAGUGUUCCAUCUGUCUGGAGGAGCUGCAGCAAGGAGAGACCAUUGCCCGGCUGGCCUGCCUAUGUGUCUACCACAAGGGCUGUAUAGACUCCUGGUCCAAGGUGAAGCCAUGCUGUCCCGAACACCCUUUUGAUUGACCCAUGGGUCACAUGUCCUGCUCAGGGACACACCUGACUCGGACGCUGAGCUUUGUGACGGUUAUGCUGAUAUAUUCAAUGAGAAUGUUUGUCACCACAGCGAUAUCUGCCUCCCAAGAUAUGGACAAUCUGCCUUCUCUUUGGUAUAAUAGAACAAUUACGUUUAUUUAUUAAAGUGUAAAUAUGUAUUGCAAUUCAAACUGGCUUGGUCUUUGUCUGUUCAUUUGACUGUUUCUAAGCUCCAAUCUUUUGUAUGUCUCAAUUGGUUUUAUAUGUAUUUUUUACAAUAAAUAUACUUUUGAGCCCUG